AAACAACAACACCGCGAGAGAAAAUGGUUUAAAGUUAACACUGUUUAAAACAAUGAUCUAACGUUCUAAAAACAAGAUCUAUGGUGGUAAAUAUGGAGAGGAUUUUGUUGGCUGGAUAUUUGCUUGUCGGUCUGCUACUUUCUGGUGGCUAUGCAAACCCCCUUGAGGUUAAACUCCGCGUCCGGCGCGGGGAUAGUGUUAUACUGCCAUGCCGCCUGUCUUCAGAUUUGGAACCUGACAUGGUCUCGGUACGCUGGAAUUCAUCCAAGGACUCUCUCCUCACUUCCGGUACACGUGUCCUCAAAUACGCGAACCAAAUUGAGGUUGUCAAAACGUCCAAACUUGAAUGGAAUCUUCUGAUUAAGUCGGUCAAGGACACAUUCGGGGCGAAUUACACGUGCACGACAGACCAACAAGUGGUGCUGUCCAACGUACAACUUCUGAUCUUGGUGGAUCCGAAAAUCGACUGUGGCGGUACAAACUCAUCGGAUGUGAGCGUCGAUGAAGGCGGCACUGUGCACCUUUCCUGCGCAUUUACUGGCGAACCUGUAGCGAACAUUACGUGGUUUAGGGGUGACUACAAAAAGCCUAUCGGCAUCACGGGCAGCAAACUUGUUCUACCUAACAUCACGCGUCACGCUACCGACGUCUACACGUGUCGUGGAGAGAAUUCCGUAAGUUCCGAGGAUUAUACAAUCAAUCUUAUAGUUAAGUUUCCUGUUGAGGUUGACGUCAUGGAAAAGACCCUUUACGUUAAAAAGGGAGGUGUUUCUACGUUAGCGUGUAUCGCGCAAGGGGAGCCGUUAGACGAAACAUACUGGAUUGACGUUCAUGGGAACAAAGUGAUGUCUACAACAUGGCAAUAUGACUUUAACAUAGAGCCGGCAGGUGCACAUAUACCGGCUAAGUUUGUCACCUUGGCUACACGCAAGGGUACACUGACCGUUUUCGACUUUGGACCGUACACGUGCGAGGCGAAUGGAGAUGGGCGCGUUGCCAAUGCAAUUGUGAAUGUCGUUGAACUUAAGGAACCUAACUAAAUCAACGCCAACGGAUCAAAUGUCCCUGAUACGAAGUACGACAAAAUAAAUCGAAAAUCAUUACGCCUUCGAAAUAAAGCAGAAAUAAAGCAGAACAAACUUUGACUGGGAACUUGUGAAAGAUACCGACUUGAUAUGGCCGAUGUAUGAAAUAUUUUUAUAAACCAGUAGAAGUAUUGGCGUUAAUGUUAGAUUUUGAUGCAUGGCACCAAUUUCUCGAAACUUUUAAAGUCUUAUAUAACAGGAUUAAGCUAAUUUCACUAUUCUUGGUUUUCUAUGAAUUGUGUUCUAUUUAUUUCAAUCUUUAAUAGUUUUUAGACUUUACGGUGGAUUUAUUUUUUAUAAAAAUCACAAUUAACCAUUUUUCUUUGAUCAAAAUCAAAUAUAAGUAUGUAUUUUGGCUUAUUUAAAUCAGAUUCUGAAGCCUGUUAACCUUAAAAAGUUUUGAAAAAUUGGGGCCUGGUCGAAAAGGUAUUGCUUUCUGAUUACUCAUAAGUUAAGGAAAUGAACGAAAAUACAGAUCUUGCAGUUUGAACUCUGCUUCUUUAUUUCAACUGUGUGUAUUUAAAGUAAAUCUAGAAAUAAGUGCUUAUCAAUUCAUCUCAUGUCUUACUAAGAUGAUAAUUAAUCCUCCAUUUCUUAAUUAUGCAAGUUAUUUAGAUUCCUUGUUUCAAUUUAUUUUUUAUACCAGGAUUAGCAUUCAUUCGUGGUUUUUAUCGUGUAAAUAUAAUGUAUAUCAUGAUUUAAGUACAUAACUCCAUGUUGUAUGUGUAUUAUUCGUUUGUUGUUAUAGCAAUAUGCUGUUACGAUAGUUUCGUUAAACUCAUACUUUGAGUGGAAAUGAAUUAUAUUGUGUGUUUAUUAUCAUGAAAUGAAUAAAUGUUGCAUUGAUGAGACUUAAAAAAUAAUGAUGCGUCCCGGAAGAAGCCAUGAGAAGGCGAGCGAAAACGGCUUCAAAUCACACGUA
Molecule: messenger RNA, 2007 nt
Organism: Mya arenaria
Lineage: Eukaryota; Metazoa; Mollusca; Bivalvia; Myida; Myidae
Product: protein CEPU-1-like
Exons: 2
Coding region: 81-1040 (319 amino acids)
Source: RefSeq, a predicted model, not a curated record